This is a messenger RNA of Sebastes umbrosus (honeycomb rockfish), 1800 nucleotides long. RefSeq names its product WD repeat, SAM and U-box domain-containing protein 1-like. Bases 68 to 1510 code for a protein of 480 amino acids. The transcript has 11 exons. Gene Ontology annotation, molecular function: ubiquitin-protein transferase activity; protein binding. Lineage: Eukaryota; Metazoa; Chordata; Actinopteri; Perciformes; Sebastidae. The record is from RefSeq and is a predicted model, not a curated record. Gene Ontology annotation, biological process: protein ubiquitination.
AUUUGAGCACUUUGCGCCACCUUGUGAGUGAACUGCCUCCUCUGCAGAGCUGAGCUGAGGCACAAAGAUGGUGUCAAUACUUUGCACUCUUCAACAGCACUUGGACGAGAUCACCUGCUGUGCUUUCUCUGCAUCUCUGCUCGCCACCUGCUCAGGUGAUAAAACUCUGCGUGUUUAUAACACCACUGACUUCUCAGAGGUUUCCUUCUCUCCUCUCUCUGGCCACGGCUACGGGGUUCACUGCUGCUGCUUCAGCCCGUGUGGCAGCUUCCUGCUCAGCUGCUCCACGGACGGAUCCAGCAUGGUGUGGGGCUCGGAGACAGGUGAGGUGGCCGCGGUGCUGCAGCAUCCGGCCCGCAGUGCGCUCCGAGUCUGCGCGGUGGCUCCGGACUCCUCCCUGCUGCUGGCUGGAGCCUGCGAUGGAACCGUGGCCCUCUGGGACUUCACCUCCAGGACUUUACUCAGGUGCAGUGCAGUGAGCGAGGCCAGUGUUGUGGCCUGCUGCUUCUCUCCCUGUGGCCAGAUGUUUGUGACCGGCUGCACCCUCGGAGACCUCAAACUGUGGGACACGGACAUCAACCUCCUGCAUGCUGAGAAGGACGCCCACGACCUGGGGGUCACCUGCUGCAGCUUUGCACCGCAGUUUAAAGUUGAUGGCUGCUGUGUGGAGUUUCGACUGGCCUCCUGUGGACAAGACAGCCAGCUGAAAAUACGGAUUGUUUCCCAGCGUGAAGGAGCAGCCUGUACCAUGAAGCUGCUUCACACUCUCACCAGCCAGUCGGCUCCAGUUCUGUCUUGUGCCUUCUCUUCUGAUGGAGAGCUGGUCGUCUCGGGUUCGGUGGAUAAAAGUGUUGCAGUAUAUGAUGCGAACCUGGGAACCUUGCUCCACACUUUGAAACAGCACGACAGGUACGUGACGGCCGUUGCUCUGUCUCCCACCAUGCCGUGGAUUGCAACUGGCUCAAUGGACAGAACCGUAAACGUGUGGAGAAUAGGAGAUGGAGUCAGCAGAACUGCAGCUGAAUCAAGGCAGACUGUGUGCCAAGGAAGGAAGUUGCCGGGUCACUCCAGGCUGCUGGUUGCUGAUUGGUCUGAGGAGGAUGUGCAGACUUGGCUGUGUGAGGAAGGACUGCAGGAGCUUGUCAGCAUCUUUAAAGCCAACAACAUCGACGGAGCAGAGCUCAGCCAGCUGAACAAGGAAACAGCAGCAGAGCUGGGAAUUGAGUCUUUGGGCCUCCGCGGUCGUCUCCUGAGGAAAAUCGAGGCCUUGAAGGCAGAGCAGAGUGGUUCAGAUGCCCCAGAUGAGUUUCUGUGUCCGAUCACCAGAGAGCUGAUGAAGGAUCCAGUCAUUGCUGCAGACGGAUAUUCCUAUGAGCGAGAAUCCAUCGAGAGCUGGAUCAGGGGCAAGAACAAAACCAGCCCCAUGACCAACCUGUUCCUACAGACCACGAUCCUGACCCCCAAUAGAUCUCUGAAGAUGGCAAUAACACGAUGGAAGUCAAGCCAGUAAACAGCAGCUCAUUUUGGCUCGUUUGUCAGAAUAAAACUAAACAGGUACUUUAUCAUUAUACAGGUGCUGCUCAUUUGAACUAGUGCUCUUAUUAUCUUUAAGUAGCUACUAUUAAUACAUAAAAAAUUGCAUAGUAUAGUACAUCAUAAAGUUACAAAAAAUGUCAUAGUAUAGUGUCAUAAGAAUGUCAGAAAAAAGUCAGAAAAAUGUCAGUUGUACUAUGUAAAAACCAUGUCAUAAAAGUGUCACAUGGUGUGUCAUAAAAAUAUCAUUGUAUAAUAUGUCAACAA